AUGGCCUCUCCCUGCCUCCCUCUCGGCGAGCCUCCUUCACCGAAAUCCCAUGGAGCUGUAUCCUUUACUCGAUCAGGACCAAAAAGAAAUCUCCAUUAUGGCUGGUCCAAGCUUCCUCUAGAUCUCAUGCGAUUGGUCUUUGAACACCUUGGCUUUGCAGAUUUCGAACGAGCUAAAUCCGUUUGUUCAUCUUGGCAAUCCGCUUCGAGACAAUCUAAGCCAAACAAUCGAAUCCCUUGGAUGUUUCUGUUCCCCAAAGACAACAACUACGGUCUCUUGUUCAAUCCCGAAGAAAAAGACAAGGUUUACAAAACUCAAGAUCUCGGCAACGACUUUGCAAAGAGUUAUUGUGUGGCGACUUGUAGAAGCUGGAUUUUGAUGCUUGAUCCCCAAUAUAUAGAUUUUACUCAAGGGAACAUUGAAAACCCUCUAUAUAAUCUUUAUAUUUUAGAUCUUUUAACGUGCGAGAGGGUCAAUCUACCAACACUGGAAUCGUGUUUUGAGCUCAUCGCUCCAGUAUUUUGGAUAGACGAGAAAACCAAAGAUUACUUGGUUAUAGGGAUGAUUAAUUAUGAAUCUGUUGUUUCUUUCAAAAAAGGAGAUACCUCGUGGAAACAAAUCCCCCAGUUAUCAUUGUCAGGUAUCGAGGAGUGUUUUAAUAUGGUAUAUAAAGAUCACAAGCUUUAUUGUCUAAACUAUUUUGAACUCAAGAUUUUUGAUUUCUCUGGAGAAAUUCCUUUGCAAGUUUUCAAAAUUAGAGUACAUGGGUGCGUACAAAUGUUACCGAUGUUUCCUGGAAGAAGCUCUCCAAAUAUCCCUUGGACCCGUAUGAAGCAUAAUGUGGAGAUAUCUUAA
Messenger RNA from Thlaspi arvense, 855 nucleotides. Lineage: Eukaryota; Viridiplantae; Streptophyta; Magnoliopsida; Brassicales; Brassicaceae. The record is from the annotation of a GenBank genome assembly.